UUUGAUGUUUUCUGUUUUGGCGAUGUUGAAUCUGGGUUGGUACCGGUUUGUGAAUACGGGGCGUGAGACGUUUGCUCCCUUGGCUCAGUGCUUUUAGAGGUCGGUUGGCGAGUCGGCUUUUUGCAUCGCAGCUGUUGUGAUCGGUCCAUUUAACAAGCGAGCGGUGUUUGGGCUCCGUUCAUCUUAGCCCUUGCUUUCUGCCGAACCAGGGAUCGGGCGAUCAUGAUAUAGAUUUUUCACAAAAUUGAGCAAAAUGAGUUGGGUAGUGGAAGAGUGGAAACAGGGCUUGCCUACAAAGGCACUCCAGAAGAUACAGGAAAUUGAAACUCAGUUGGAUAAACUCAAAAAGGAACGCCAACAGCGACAAUUUCAACUAGAAUCCCUGGAAGCUGCACUAUUGAAACAAAAGCAAAAGGUGGAGAAUGAGAAGACUGAAACCAGCGCUCUGAAGCGUGAACACCAGAACCUAAUCGAAUCAUGUGAAAACCUUGAGAAAAUCAGACAGAAAAUUUCCCAUGAUCUGCAAGUGAAGGAAUCACAAGUUAAUUAUCUGGAAGGACAGCUUGCAUCAAACAAGAUACGGAUGGAUAAACUUGAGCAAGAGAACAAGAGAUACAAAUCGGAACUUGAACGAAGCCAACAGACUGUAAUGCCAGGGGAUGCACAGUCUAGAACACCACAAAGAAAUCUCUCUGGACCUGUGACACCAACUAAGAAUAUCGCUGGAAAGCUCGAUCCAAAACUAGAGGAACUACAGGAACAAUACAAUAAAGAAGUGGAAGAAAGAAAGCGAUUGGAAACUGAACUAAAAACAAUUCAGACCAAGUUGUCUAACCAGACGCAGUCUCAAAGCACCGCUGGCCAUCGGAAUAUGGCACAUCAGCGAUCCUCUUUUGUAUUUCCAUGGCAACAAGAACAAACUCCAAGUCACCAAACCUCUCAUUCACUAGAAACCCCAAUGAAGAAGGGUAUUGCCAUGAAUUUUCAAUGGGACCAAGAAGAAACUCCCUUGAAGCAUUGUCCCAAAUCAUUGCAAAAGACUACACACUCAACAAGCUGGAUUAAUAACAGUGUGGACAGCUCUAAGCAGGAGGACCGACUGAAGUUACAAAAUCAAGACCUGCAAACUAAAGUUUCUGAUCUGGAAUUACGACUUAAAACUCAGGAGAAAGAAAUCAAAAAUCAUCUGAAUAGACUUCAUGAAAUCCAAUUCCAGUUUGAUAAAGCUAAAGUAGAUCUUUCAGAGAAAGAACAAAAACUCAGUAAGUCCAGAGAUGAAUUGACCAAGGUAACUGCACAGUGUGAACAAGCCAGUACAAAGUGUCUGAUGGUUGAACAAAAACUGAAGCAGGUAUCUGAUGAACUGAGUUGUCACAGACAAAAUGCUGAAAGUACACGACGCAACAUGGAACAGAAGUUAAAAGAUAAGGAAAAGGAUUUCCAACAGGAGCUUUCUCAUCAACAACACUCCCUGCAGAGCCUGGACCAACAAUUCAACCAAAUGAAAAAUAAGCUGAACCAGGAGUUACAGCAAGCUAAAAAUGAUUAUAAUGGUCUACAGUUGGAGAGUGAUAAAGUAACAGCACACAAACAAAAACUAGAAAGAGAACUGGAUGAAAUCAAGCAACAAUUAUCUCGUUCUAACCAAAUGCUAAAGGAAAAUCAGACAAAGGAAAAUGACUUGAAAAAAAAACUCGAAAGUACUCAGGAAGAAAGAAACUGCUUGAGCAACAAGCUUAGUCAGAAUUCUACACAAAUUCACCAACUGGAAGACGAAUUGAAGAAGACCAAACAGGAUUUUAACCGCUCUUGGAAUUUUGGGGAAGAGAUGAAAAGUAAGAACAGUGCUCAAGAAGCUGAGAUAAAAAGUCUACAACACAAUUUAGAUGAACAAAGCAAGUCAAUGUGUAUAAAUAUGGAAGAGUUGAAACAGGCACUUGAUUCUGCUUGUAAGGGCCUGAAAGAGAAAGAAAAAAGCAUGGAACCGCUAAAUAUCAAAGUUCAAAAAAUGGCAAAUGAAAUUGAAGAACUAGAAAAAAAUAUACAUCUAAAGGAAAAGGCAUUUCAAGAACUAAAAGAGGAAAGUAAUUCUCUGGCUCAGUGGAAGAUGGAAAAUAUGCAUGUUAUGAAUGUUUUUCAAAGUGAAAAGGAGGUGAUGAAUAACAAAAUUAAAGAAUUAGAACAUAAGCUCGAAAUGAGUUUGAAAAAAAAUCAAGAACAUGAGCAGAAUCUAGAAGUUCAUCAGCACAAAAGUGAAAAGCAAGCAGAAAAACUUAGGUCAGUUGAGGAUGAAAAAGAGAAUUUGCAAUGCCAGACUGAUGAUCUCAAGCAAAUUCUAGACAGCAAAACUUCUGAGUUAGAAACACAAAGGCAAUCCUUUGAAGAAUUCAUGAAAGAAGCAAAGCAGCAAGAGCAAAAGAAUGGAAAGGAAAUAGAAAACCUGAACUUGAGCAUUUCUCAGCUCACCGCACAGAUCGCUGAACUGGAGAAAAAUUUGCAACAAGAAACAAGCAAAGUUGUGAAACUUGAAGAGUCUCAGUGUGCAUUGAUUGCUGAUUAUGAAAAUGUCAGUAAUCUGGUGAAGUCAAAAGAGUGCUUAAUUGAACUUAAAGAAACAGAAAUUUUGAGCUUGAAGGACAACAUUUUGCAAACCACAAAUAAUCUUGAAGGGCAGCUUGCUAAAGUUGAAGCAGAGAAAACGCAUGUAAUGCAGGAGUAUGAAAAGGUUUUACUUGACAAACUUGAAAUUGAAAAUAUAAAGUCAACAUUAGAAAUUUACCAACAUGAUAUUUCCAUCCUCAAGGAGCAGAUUACGUCUCAAGAAUCUUUACUGAAUCUUGAAAAACAACAACGAUCUGAGGUUGAGAACAAAUGUGAAGCUCUAUUAAAACAGAGAGAAGAACUUGAAGAAAAAAUUGAGGAGAGGGAAAAGAAAUAUGUUGAUUUGCAAACAGAAAUGGAACAAGAAGUUCAUCAACUGAAACUGCAACAUGAUGAGGCAUUGCAAGCUACUUUAGAUGAGAAAAACAAAUCUAUUGAAAAUAUUACACAAGAACUUGUGACCAGUGCAAGCAAUUUGAAAUGUAUGCAGGUCGCCAAUGAAGAAUUAGAAGCAAAGCUGGAAGCUUGUCUUUUGUCUGAGAAGUGCAUUCAGGAAAAAGAGGAGUUAAUUAGUUUGAAGGAAAAAGAACUCAUACAGCUCUCUGAGGAAAAUGAAGAACUGAAAAAUUCCAACAAUUCUUUGAUGCAGGAAAAUAUAGAGUUGAACAAAAUGAAUUCUAGUUUCGCUGAUGAAAUGAAAAGAAAUGAAACAAUAUUACAAGAACUGACUAAAAAAUAUGAAGGAGAAGCUGUUACUAAAGAAAAUACAUUCAAAGAUCUUAAAACUCUAUAUGAAGAACUAAGUGCAAAUCAAAGAUUACUGCAGAACACAGUCGCAGAGAAAGAAAGUGACACUAAGAAAUUGCUAGAGAAGAUAAAUGAGAAGGAAACUAGGGAAGCUGAGUUAAUGCAACAGUAUGUUGCUUUAGAAGCAGAAUUAAAACAUCUUCAUGAAAAAUGCAGUGCUUUAGAAGAAAACAAAAACUUUUUGGAAAUGCAGUUGCAUGAGAGAUCACAAGAAUUAUUGAUGAGAAACACAGAAGCUGAGGACCUGCAAAGAAAACAUACUGAGCGUUCCACAGAAUAUAAUGCCAAAAUUCUAGACUAUGAGGAAAGGAUUAAAACCAUGCUUGAAGAAAUAGAUGGUUUCAAGUUACAGCUGGAGAAGAUGGAGGAAAUUGAUCAAUUAAAAAAAGAACUUGUUGAAUCACACGCAAGACAAAACAAAAUAGUGGAAGAUCACAAUGAAUUGCUGCAGGAAAAAGAACAAUUAAUGCAUCUAAUAACAAAGAAAACUGAAAAAGAAACCAUUUUUACAACUAAAUUAGAAAAGCUUGAAAAUGAUUUGAUAAGAGUGCAGUCUGAAAAUGUUAACCACUGUAAGUUGAUUACAGAGAAAGAUAUUAUCUCAGAACAAUUGAAAGACACGGUCAUUACAAAAGAAAUUGAACUUCAGAAAGUUCAAACUCGACUUCAGCUUCUGCAGAUGGACCUUGAAGAUAAAGAGGCUUCUUUAGAGUCUUAUAUUUCUCAAGUAGAACAAAUGCAAAGUGAGAUCAGUAGUGUGGAGAGUAAGUUUCAGAAUAGUGAGGGGAAUAGGAUUCUUCUAGAGAAGGAAUUAAGUUCAAUGCGGACAGAGAUGGAAAAUAUGCAUUUGAAAUUAAAUGAAAGCAAGAACCAAGAAUCAGCUUUGCUGGAACAAAUAACACUACAGAGGCAAACAACUGAAGAGCUGCAGAGUGAAUUUGAUAAACAAAAAAUGGAUCUUGAUUAUCUCCAUUCCUUGCAAAUCCAGCUUGCUGAAAACCAAGAAUCAGAAAGGCAAUGCAAUCUGAAAGACGAGAAGAUAAAGGAACUUCAAAAGAAGCUGUGUCAGACUGAAAUUCGUAUCAGUGAUUUAAUGAGUCAAAAUAGUGAUAUUGCUUCUCAACAACAGGAGCUAAAAGCACAAAUGCAAAUUAGUUUGAGUAAUAUGGAGGUUGCACUGCAACAGAGUGAGGAGCAAAGAGCUCUUCUGCAGAAAGACUUCAGUAAGGUGCAGUCUGAAUUAUCAGCUAUGAGCUCGCAUGUCAUUGAAAGCAAACGUCAUAAUGAAUUUUUGAUGGAAGAGAUAACUCUACAAAAGAAAACUAAUGAGGAUCUAAAGAACGAACUUGAAAAAAGUAAAGAACAGGAAACACAUCUCACCUCAAUGGUGUCUGAGUUACAGUCUCUUAUUGCAGCUUUGGAAACUGAAAAAACAUCGCUGUUGUGUAAAGUAGAUUUAACAAACAAUAGUGCUGAUCUUGAUACUCAAGAGUGCAAAGACAUAAAAGAAGUAAUGAUUGCAUCCCUGGAAUGUAGGCAUAAAAACAUUUCAGAAGAGAAAGAGGUGGCUGACAUUAUUGAGAAUCAUUCAUCAGAUAAAAGGAAAACCCUUUUGAACGCAAUUGAAAAUUCACCCAACUCUAUUGUAAGUGACCAAACAACCUUUUCUGUUGAAGAUGAUCACCUGAAAAUGAAACCUCUGGAACUGGAACCUUGUUCUGACUCUUCUGACCAGUGUAUUACAUUGCUUAGAGAACAACUUCAAAAACAGAAAGAGGCUGCUGCAGAUCAAGAAACCUGGGAACUGCAUCAAACCUUAACUGCAACAAAGCAAGAACUUGAAUUUCUGAAAAAAAACCACUCAUCUGAAAUUGAAGAAUGGCAGUUGAAGUUGGCCAAUCUAACAACUGAGAUGGAAAUAAAGUUGGCUGCACAGAGGCAGCAAACUGAGCAGCUGACUGCAGAAUUAGAAGGUGCGAGAGUUCAGCUUCAAUCUCUGGACCUCAGUUCCCAGUCAUUGCUGUUUGCUAGCUCUCAUUCCAAAGAGAGUACUCCACAUAAGUUGAAGCAUACUGAUUCAAAAGAACAUCAAACAGAGGUGAUGAUCAUCACUGAUCAAAUGGGAUCUGUUACCAGACAAAAUGUGUCCCUUGACUUUAAUGUUCAAAGGGCGAAACAGCCCAGUUUACAAUCUGGCAAAACAGGAGAAAGUCCUGUAUUUACCAGAGACUACACCAUCUACUAUAAUGAUGCUAAGAAUGUAAGCAACAACAUUGAUAAUGAACUGAAUGAAAGCAACACAGAACAACAGAGCAUAGCUGAAUCAACACAUUUAGGUAAUGAUAAAGUUAAUGUCCUGGUGGAACAGCAAUCAAUCCAUGAAACCUUUGUUGGAUCUCAGUUACAAUUGGACCACGAGUCUGGCCAAGCUCUUCAGCUCCUUCCAAAUGAUGAAAAUAAGAAAAUAACUGAAGAACUACUCCAUGAGAUAGAGAAUUUGCAUAGCAAGCUAAAUACCAAUCAAAAAGAACUAUUUAAUAAAACCACUGUUUACACUGAGUUAGAAAAGAAAAUGCUAAUGUUUGAAGAGAAGGAGCUCCAACUAUGUAAUGAAUUGAAGUCUUCUGCUCUUGAAAAUCAAAAUCUUCGAGACAAAGUAAACAUUUUGGAAGAGGAGCUCAGCAAUAUUACAUUACAGUUGAAAGUGGAUAAAGUUAAAUUGCCUGGUGCAACCAAGAUGUUGGAGAGUCCAGAGAUGAAUAACACAGACAGGAGUGAGCAAUUCCUUGAACUAGAAAAUGAACUGAAGCGAGCAAAAUCAGAUAAAGCUAACCUGGAAAAACACAUCCUUGAAAUGGAAGUUGAUCUGGAUAAGUUACAAAUCAGAAAGCAAUUGUUAGAAAAAGAACAUGAAUCAAGUCAAAGGACCAUUUCCAUUCAGGCAGAAAAGCUGUCUGAGCUUGAAACAGAAAAUAAUGAGUUCAUUCAGGAGAUUAGUACUCUAGUGGAGACAAAUAAUGAAUUGGAGCAAACUAGUAAAAGGCUAAAGGAAAAAGUUCAAGAGCUUGAAGCCGAGAAAAUCUACAAGUUUAAUACAAUCCGGGUGCUUGAAGCUGAAGUGAAGAAACUAACCAGUCAGCGACAAGCUCUUACUGAACAAAUGGAGAAAAGUUCAAAGGAAAAAGAAAUCAUAAUCCAGGAAAUUGAUUGUUUGGAAAACAAUUCAGUUUUGGAUAGAGAAGGAAAGGAGAAAUUAGAACAAGAACUAAAUCAGCUGAAGAAGGAAAACAUAUCCAUUCUGGAGCAAACUGAAGCUCUGCAGAGCAAGCUUAAUGCAGUAGAGCUUGAAAAGUUGAAACUACUCCAGUCUUUGGAGUUCUCUAAAUCAGAAAAAAGUGAAGUUGCAGUGAGGUUAAAUUCCACCGAGGCAGAAGUAGCUGAAAUGCGGCAUGCUAUUGAGAAACUUAAAGUGCGCAUUGAAGUAGAUCAUAAUAAGCAUCAACAUAUGGCUGAAAAACUUAAAAUCAGUGAACGAAAAACAGACUCCCUUCAAGACAAGGUUGAAGCACUUGAACGGGAGCUUCAGACCUCUGAAGAAAAUAUGGAGCAAAUGGUGUUAGAAGCUGAAACUGCAAAGGAGCAGGUUGAAAUAUUAAAGGAAGAAAAGGAAAUGAUUACUGAAAAUACGAAGCGAUUGAAAAUGGACCUCAAUGCCAUCAACUCUGAGAAACAAGCUUUAGAGAAACAACUGCAAGAAAGUCAGGAAAAAUUAGAAACUGAAUGCUCAAGUUUGGCAAGAAAUUCUGAAGCAUCUGAAAAUGAAAAAGUCAAAAUGACUGAAGCCUAUGAAAAUUCUGUUAGUGAGCUGCAGUCUCACAUUAGCCAUUUAAAAGAAAAGAUGAAAAUCUGCCAAGAAAAGUUGGAAAAAUUGAGAGAAAAUGAGAGAAAUUACCUCAAUCAAAAUUCACAUUUAGAAUGUGAAAAUAUUCGCUUAACCAACCAACUUUGUAAAGCUGAUGAGUUAAAUGUGGAGCUACAAUCUACAAAUACAACACUAAGUAAGGAUCUUCAAAUAAUUCAACAGCGAUUAAAUAUGCAUACAGAAGAGAAAGAGAAACUUCAGCAACAGAUUAUAGAUCUGGAGCAACUGAAGCAGAAAAAUUCUAUGGAUUUGAGUAAUUUGCAUAUUGACAUGGAGAAUUUAAAGAGAGAAAUGAACAACUUGCAGACAGCAGCAGUGAAAUCUCAGCAAGAAGCACAAGAUUUGACAUCUAAGCUAACAAUAGUGCAAAACAUGAAGGAAAAUUCUGAGAAGCAGCUACAAAACGAACUACAGGUUGCACAAUUGCAAACGACUACACUUCUUGAUCAGAUUCAUGAUCUUACAGAGAAUAACCGUAAGCUGCAAGAUGAUUUGACCGUGGUCAGUGAAAAGGUUCAGAAAAUGCAGCAGGAAUUUGAUGCAGAGAAGAAUUUGAUCUCAGCACAACUUGAAGAAUUCAGGAAUCAGACAGAAAGCAUUAAGUUGCAGCUAGAAAUCUGUGAAUCAGAAAAAUACAAGUUAGAAAAGGAUAUUGAAUAUUUUCAGAAUGAACUACAGAUCACUGAUGUCCUGAAAAAGGAACUAGAUGAACAUAAACAAAGACUAAGAUGCAUUCAAGGAGAACAUCAAGCUGUGCUUAAAGAUUUACAGGAUCAGGUGAAUGGUCAGACAGAAAAUAAUCGUAAACUGCAGGAUGACUUAACUAUAGCCAAUGAAAAGAUUCUGAAAAUGCAGCAGGAAUAUGAUGUGGAGAAGAAUUUGAUUUCUGCACAACUUGAAGAGUUUAGAAGUCAAACAGAAAGUCUUAAGUUGCAGCUAGAAAUUUCUCAAUCAGAAAAAAACAAGUUAGAAAAGGAUGUUGGAUAUUUUCAAAAUGAACUUCAGAUCACUGAUGUCCUCAAGAAGGAUCUAGAUGAACAUAAACACAGAUUAAAGUGCAUCCAGGAAGAGCAUCAAGCUGUGCUUAAAGGUUUACAAGAUCAGGUAAAUGAUCAGACAGAAAAUAAUCGUAAACUGCAGGAUGACUUAACUAUAGCCAAUGAAAAGAUUCUGAAAAUGCAGCAGGAAUAUGAUGUGGAGAAGAAUUUGAUUUCUGCAAAACUUGAAGAGUUUAGAAGUCAAACAGAAAGUCUUAAGUUGCAGCUAGAAAUUUCUCAAUCAGAAAAAAACAAGUUAGAAAAGGAUGUUGGAUAUUUUCAAAAUGAACUUCAGAUCACUGAUGUCCUCAAGAAGGAUCUAGAUGAACAUAAACACAGAUUAAAGUGCAUCCAGGAAGAGCAUCAAGCUGUGCUUAAAGGUUUACAAGAUCAGCAUGAUGUUCAAAUGCAGCUGGAUGAAAAAAGAUUGGCUGGAAUGCAGAAACAGCUAACUGAACAAGAAAUAGAAAUGAACAACCUAAAAGCUGCAAAAGAAGAAAUAAAUGUUACCUUAAAAGAUGCCAUCUGCAAGGCAGAUGAACUGCAAAAAUCUAUGGCUAAUCUAAAAAGAGACAAAGAAUGUGCUCAAAAUAAACUGCUACUCUGGAUGAAAAGCUGUAAGCAGCUUGAACAUGAAAAGGAGUCACUGAAGAAACACAUUCAGCAACAAGAGGAGCUAAUUGCACAACUACAGAAAAACCCAAAACUAGAGUCCCAGAUAGAUGACCAAACGACUGAGGUGGAAAAACUAAAAGAGGCAUUAGAGGAAAAAACAAAAGAAGCUGACGAAAAUAUGGAGAAAUAUUGGAACCUGAUUAAAAGCAGCCACAAACUGGAGGAGGAAAAUGAAAUGUUAAAGAGCAGGGUGGUCUUCUUGAGCAAUAAAUUCCAACAGUCAAAUGCUCAAGAUGAGAAUGGUAUUGCAGAACAAGUUGCUGUACCAAGAUCACUUGUACACAAAUGUGAAAAGAAGUCACCUGGUCAGUCCAAGAGUCAGCCAAAAUGUCUGAAGUCUCCAAGUGUGUGCAAUAUUGCAGAACAGACCAUGGAUGCUCCAUUGGAAUUAGCUGGAAAUAAAAGUCACCAAAAGCGCCCAGAUACUCAAUCAAACCUUACUGCAAAGAGAGUAAGGGGAGCAGAAUCUAAGGAGGAACGAGAUAGAUUGAAAUCAGAAGCUUUGCAGAAUUCUGCAAAGAGGACAAGAAGUGAUAAAGAGCAUGAGAAUAUUUUAAAGCCUGUUGCAAAAGAUAAAUCUCCAUCAGAACCAGAGGGUCUUCCACAUCUUGUUAAAAAGGGUUUUGCGGACAUUCCCACUGUAUCACACAGCCCUUACAUACUGCGUAGGACAACCUUACUCAACAGGGCUAGUUCCAGCGUUGCAGUUCAGAGCAGAAUAUCUCCCUAUAGGCAGAUGCAACAUAAGGGAGUUGUGCAAGUCUGCAACAAGUCGGAGACAAUAGCAGAAAGCAGUCCUGUCGAGCAGCAAUCAGCUGAAUUUCCAGCAUUACAUCUGGAUUCAGUACCAGUUAUGGCAGAGCCACCUCUAUCAUCAUUAACAAACAGUGCAAAGAAAAUGGGCUUUAAUACUAAUGAUGGGAAGCAAUCAGAAAAAAGGUGCCCAAUGAAUACAAAGAAAUUUAUGGAACAAAAGAAACAUUCCACCAAACAGAUUACUGUGAGUGAAGAAAAUGAAAAUUGCAAAGUACAGUGAACAAAUAUAGUAGAAAUAAGACAGUACUAGCAGGUGAACUCUGUUAUAAAAUCUUCUGCAGUAGCUCUGGAGGUACAAAAUGGGAAUACCAAAGCUGAUUAAAGUGCACAAAGUACAGUGAUUUACAGAAAGUAAAUGAUUAUAUGUUUCCAGUAAUAAUGCCAACUAUCAUAUAUAAAACAGCUUUAAAGCAGUAAAAUUUCCUCUGUAAAGAUGCAGCUUAGUCAUAUUACAAAAUAAUUAAGAUUACUGUUUGCAGGAAACUGACACUUUUGUACAUUAUUUCUUUUCUAAACUAUUCUAUUAAUCCUGACUUCAAUUUUCUGUAAAAUAUUGGCAGCUCCCUUAGUGUCUCGUAAGUUACUUUUUUGAGUUGGGGGACCUUAUUCGGUCAUCUCAGAAGCCAUUAAUUUGAAUAAUUCAGAAAAAUCUUUAAAUGUGCUGUGAUUUUGUGACAAGUCAGUUUUUUUCAUAGGCCUACUUUUGUGUUCUGAGCUUCCAGUCUGUGUUUAGGGUAAGGUCUCAUAACCAGUAACAGCCUUUGUUCAGUACAUGAGAAAAUAUUAAUGUACCAUGAUUGGUUUUAUUUGUAAAAGACAAAUAAACUUGUGCGUUUUUAAAAAAAAAUUGUAAUAUUUUACUCAUUACAGAAUAGGAAUGUAAUACGUAUGUGCUUGUUAUAUCUUUUCCAGCAUUUUGUAU
Molecule: messenger RNA, 10780 nt
Organism: Hemiscyllium ocellatum (epaulette shark)
Lineage: Eukaryota; Metazoa; Chordata; Chondrichthyes; Orectolobiformes; Hemiscylliidae
Gene: cenpf
Product: centromere protein F
Exons: 24
Coding region: 254-10078 (3274 amino acids)
Biological process (GO): metaphase chromosome alignment; mitotic cell cycle; regulation of G2/M transition of mitotic cell cycle
Cellular component (GO): chromosome, centromeric region; spindle pole; nucleus
Molecular function (GO): transcription factor binding; protein homodimerization activity; microtubule binding
Source: RefSeq, a predicted model, not a curated record